Sphenostylis stenocarpa is the source of this 1839-nucleotide messenger RNA. NCBI's taxonomy places the organism in Eukaryota, Viridiplantae, Streptophyta, Magnoliopsida, Fabales, Fabaceae. The record is from the annotation of a GenBank genome assembly.
AUGAGUAGAGGUGAAAGAAGUGGUGGUGGGCAAAGCUCCUUGAAUUACCUCUUUGGGUCGGAAGAGAAGCCAAAGCCUUCUUCUCCUCCAAAGACAGUUUCAUAUUCAUUGCCACCUUAUGGCAUUGAAAUGGAUAAGGAUAAUCCUCCUAUCGCUCAUCUUCCCCCUUCCUCUGACCCUUCUCAGGGCCAACACUUGGGAAGCGUUCUGACUAAUCGUCCCUCCACAAAAGUCAAAUCGGUUCCUGGUGGACACUCAUCGCUUGGAUACUUGUUCGGAGACAACUUUGAAUUUCAUGGGUUGCAAAGUUCUGGUCUGUUUUUCUUGUUACAAGUUCUUAAUCAAGGGAGGGUGUCAUGUGAGCGGCUUGUUUCUGCGAUUAGAAACGCAGUCACGAGAUUGGCCAUGCAAGGUGAAAUUUGGCAGUUCAUGGAUGUGUUGUUCUGGUUAUGUGUUCUUUUGGUUGCUUUGCCAAACGUGGCUGUAGUGGAGAGCCGCAAAGCUCCAGUUCUGGACUACUUUGAGUACUGCGCUAUGAGCUGCAGAGCUUAUAGUGCCUCAGUGGAAGAAUUUGGAGGGGUUGGUGAUGGAACAACUUUGAACACAAGAGCCUUUCAGGAAGCCAUAUAUCACCUGAGUCAGUAUGCAUCAAGUGGAGGGUCUCAACUUUAUGUUCCCCCAGGAAGAUGGUUAACUGGCAGCUUCAAUCUCACGAGCCAUUUCACUUUAUUCCUACACAAGGAUGCUGUGAUUCUUGCCUCUCAGGAUGAAAAUGACUGGCCCGUAAUUGAUCCCUUGCCAUCUUAUGGUAGAGGGAGGGACACCCAAGGUGGAAGGUUUAGCAGCCUAAUUUUUGGAACCAACCUCACUGAUGUAAUCGUAACUGGGAACAAUGGCACAUUAGAUGGACAAGGUGAUCUGUGGUGGCAAAAAUUCCACAAGGGGGAGCUCAAUUAUACCCGGCCUUACCUGAUUGAAAUCAUGUACUCAGAUAAUGUUCAGAUAUCCAAUCUCACUUUGGUGAACUCUCCAUCGUGGAAUGUUCAUCCAGUAUACAGCAGCAACGUUGUUGUUCAAGGGCUCACAAUUCUUGCUCCUGUGACAUCUUCAAAUACAGAUGGAAUCAACCCUGACUCUUGCACAAACACAAGAAUUGAAGACUGUUACAUUGUAUCUGGGGAUGACUGUGUGGCUGUGAAGAGUGGUUGGGAUGAGUAUGGUAUAGCUUAUGGAAUGCCAACAAAGCAGCUUGUAAUCAGAAGACUCACUUGUAUUUCUCCAUUCAGUGCUGUGAUUGCUUUAGGAAGUGAGAUGUCUGGUGGGAUUCAAGAUGUUAGGGCUGAGGACAUUGUAGCCAUCAAUUCAGAAUCAGGGGUUAGAAUCAAAACUGCUGUAGGAAGAGGAGGAUAUGUUAAGGACAUAUAUGUUAGAAGAAUGACCAUGAAAACCAUGAAAUGGGCAUUUUGGAUGACAGGAAAUUAUGGGUCUCAUGCUGAUGACAAAUAUGAUCCUAAUGCACUUCCUGUGAUUCAGAACAUAAACUACCGCGAUAUGGUUGCUGAGAAUGUCACUAUGGCUGCGAGGUUGGAGGGUAUCUCUGGUGACCCUUUUACUGGAAUCUGCAUAUCUAAUGUAACCAUUCAACUGGCAAAGAAGGCUAAAAAAGUUCCAUGGACUUGCACUGAUGUUGAUGGGAUUUCAAGCGAUGUCACUCCUGCACCAUGUAAUCUGUUGCCAGACCACGGAGAAGAGAAAAUUGGAACAUGUACCUUCCCAGAAGAAAGUUUGCCCAUCGAAGAUGUCCGGGUUCAAACGUGCACUUAUAGUAGGAAUUUAUGA